Molecule: messenger RNA, 1488 nt
Organism: Diuraphis noxia (Russian wheat aphid)
Lineage: Eukaryota; Metazoa; Arthropoda; Insecta; Hemiptera; Aphididae
Product: proteasomal ATPase-associated factor 1-like
Molecular function (GO): protein binding
Source: RefSeq, a predicted model, not a curated record
UUAAUUUUUAAACGGAAAUUGACAAAUGACAAUGUUAUUGCUGAUUGAUUAUUACCACGGGAUAGACUAUCUUUAAUCGUGAUUAUUACUUAUUACUUUAUUAUUAUAGUUAUUAUGGUUAUUUCUUAUUUGUUUCAUCAAAAACUCGGCCGUCACGUUACAUAAAUUUGUUAGAAAUCUUUGAAAAGUUGAGUUGACUCUGAAUUCACUGCUCAUAGWAAUCUUUCUUUAGAAUUUUUGUUUCAGAAAAUUAUCAAAACAUUGCUCAAUUAUGAAUGAGUACUCUAUGUAUAUUCAACAUGAUUGGGAUGAAUGCAUCAGAUCUGUUGAAAAUCGUGUUUGGAUAUCUGUCAAGCCGAGAAAUGGUCCUAGUGUACAUGGUCAUUUACAAUGCACAUCACACAAGCUUAAUGGAAUACCCAUUAUACAGGGGACAAAUGGGUUUGAAGUUGAAUCUGUAUCAUCACAUGCCAUUCAAGCAAAGCAUUUGUCCUGUCCAUCAGUUACAUUAUUAUCACCAUACAGAGUUUUCAAAGAUGUUCAUAAUGCUAGUGUGACAUCAUUGGAUGUGGUCGGUGGCCUGUGUGUGUCUGCCUCAGAUAGUGUUUUGAAGUCUUGGAGUAGCAUAGAUCAUGAAAAAGAAAAAGAAGUUACAAUGACAGGACAUUAUGGUGAUAUUUAUUGUUGUCGUUGGUUUCCUAGUGUAAARGUUAUAUUAAGUUGUGGGGCUGAUUUACGGAUCAAAAUUUGGAGUGCUGAAACUGGAGAAUGUGCUAAAACACUUCUAGGGCAUACAAAAGCUGUUACUGAUCUAGAUAUUAUAGACAGAGGAAAAAAUAUAAUAUCAGUUUCAAAAGAUGGAACAUCAAAAUUAUGGCAUGUUGGGAGUGGAAAAGUUAUAGACGAUCUCAUUAACCUAAAUAACACAACGCAUAUAAAUUGUUGUUCAAUAAGUUCAACAAAAAGUUUAAAUCUGGGAGAACGAAAUAUACCUGCUUCUGACAUAGAAAUCGGCACAGAUGAUAAAUGUUUACUAAUUGGCUGUGAAAAUGGAAUGAUAUCAUUGAUUGGAGUGUAUGCACGCAAGAUAAUUGCUUCAAACAACUUAGACUGUCCAGUAAAUGUUUGUCAUUUGAAUGAAGAUGCACAAACUUAUGUUGGUUGUAAUGACGGACGUGUUAUUUGGCUUGAUGAACAACUAGUGAUUAAAUAUUGCAUAUUUGACACCAAUUCACCAGUCCAUUGUCUCUGCUUGUUUAAAGAAUUUGUAGUUUGCGGACAUGGUGAUGGUUCCUGUGUAAUACGGUCUGUUAAUGGCAAAAAAGCAUACUUGACUGGUGCUAAUGCUGGUCCAAUCUACGAUGUCAGUACAGAUACAAGGUUUCUCUACACUGCAUGCAGAGAUGGAAUUAUCAGGAAAUAUUUGCCUGAACUUUUGUAAAACAGAAAUAAAAUUUUCAAUAAAACUUAACUAUAGAUUUAUUUUAA